AGCAGCAUGUGGGUUUUGUGAGGGCUUCACUUUGUUACACAGCAGGGUUUCAGUCUUAAAGUGUUCACAUAAAGUUUGAGUCUGCUCCUUUGGUGGCAUUUGAUUUGUUUUAAACACAAGAUAAUCUUUACUCGAAUAUAAUAUAGUGUUUACUUGGAAUUACAGUUGAAUCGUUCAGUUGGAGUUUAACAGGCAACUUAUUGUACUCUGUGAUACCCUGUGUCUAGGUCUCCAACUAAAAACGAAUUGUCAUUUUCGCAGGAGGAAUAUGGAGUAACUUCUGUGGGCAGUCUUUGCUUAGAAGAAGAAAACUGUAACAUUGAGAAGAAAUAUGAAGAUCUUAAAAGGCAAUUAGAAAAGAUGGAAUUUCAGAAUAAAGAACUCGCUUGUCAGCUCAGAAAAGAAGAUGAGAGUCUGCAGUGCAGUCAAUUGCAGCUUGAAGAGAAAAUUGCAGAAUAUGAGGGAUUAACCAGACAACUGGAAUCGGCUUUGGAAGAAGGGAGAAAAAUGGUGGCUGAGGAACUGGAAAAAACGUCAUGCAGAGAACAAGCCCUUCGGACAAAAAUGCUGGUUCUUGAAGCUGAACUGAGAGAGGGGCAAGAACAGAGAAACCAACUCCUCUGUGUGUUUCACCACAACAGAAAGCACCAUGAAGUGCAUUUGAAAGAGCUGCAGAACAGCCUUCAGAAGUCAGAGAACAGGAACCAGAGCAUGCAGAAUUACCUGCAGUUCUUGAAAGCUUCGUACAUAGUAACGUUUGGCUGAAUUCUGUGUUUCAGUGCAAAGCAGCUUCCCAAGGUUUGGCUCUAAGUGUUGCUGCAGGCAGGGCAGGCUGCAGCCCAGCAGUGAGGGGUGUGAGCGCGGGCUGUGCACAGAGCUGGCUGUGCUCUGUGCAUUCACGGCGUGUUAGCUCCUGUGCUCUGAAGUCUUGUGUGUGUCCGUCCAGCCCAUGGUAAAUACAGAUGAUCACAGGUUGCCUUUCAGGUCAGUGGGGGAAAAGAGCAGCCAUGGGUGGGUUGCGCAGCACUUCGCCUAUUUUAGUGAUUAAUAAUUAAAUGAUAUUUAUCAGACAUGACACGUCUGUAACUGUAGAAAUGUGGUUGCCCAAGACAGUGAUGUCUAUCCUAUUAAGACAGGCAAAACUUUAAGGAGCAUUAGGUUCCCUUCCUUUCUUUUCCCUGUCGCUCAGCACCAGUACAGCACUCACUGCUGCUCUGCAGGAGAUGGAUGCCAUCACAAGGCUGUGCCGUCCCACAUCCCAUUAUGAUCUGGAGCACGCUAUAGUGAUAGUUUAAAACAGAAGUAGGAAAGUGUUUUAGAUACAGAUGGAGUUUAAGCGCUGACUGUGCUGAUGGACCCUUUCACAGCGACACGGCUCUAGUCGGGUGCUGAAGUGUUUGUGUACAAGAGCUGCUGGGCGCUGAAGUAAGACGGACUCAACUCCCAGGUUGCACACGUGUAACUGUGCAGCUGACACAGGGCUGACACAAAACCCAGCUCUGAGCGAGCAAGUGUUUUUAUAGAAACAUGCUGCGAGAUGUUUGUCAAGAAGUAGUGUAACUUUCAGGUAAAAACAAGCAAUUUGGAAUGUGUAUUUGUCUGCUUUUUGACUGAAAAUGUAAGUUACUUCAUGCACAGACACAACCUGUUCGUUAAACGUAGGAUUUCCUUGUUAGUUCUAAUGUGCAGAAUGUUGAUGUGUUCUUCUUUCCUUGCAAUACUUGUCCAUCGCGACAAAUACUGACCUGUGCUAAUGAGCUGCUUGGGGGCACUUGUAAAACAUGAAAGUAUUAUUGUAUAUAUUAUUGUAUAUGACACACAGUAGUAAAUAUUUCUGUUAAAUUUGGGGGUUUUCGUAUUACACGCACACACUUAGACCCAUGUUUGUGUUCAUUUACUUCUGCUUGUGCUACUUUGAAAAUAGCAAAACCUUUCUGAAAGUCAUCAAAUAU
This is a messenger RNA of Strigops habroptila (Kakapo), 1952 nucleotides long. RefSeq names its product protein BCAP-like. Lineage: Eukaryota; Metazoa; Chordata; Aves; Psittaciformes; Psittacidae. Gene Ontology annotation, cellular component: centrosome; ciliary basal body. The transcript is spliced from 4 exons. The coding region runs from base 361 to 765 and encodes 134 amino acids. Gene Ontology annotation, biological process: negative regulation of cilium assembly. The record is from RefSeq and is a predicted model, not a curated record.